Mirounga angustirostris (Northern elephant seal) is the source of this 1035-nucleotide messenger RNA. It is a transcript of the gene GPR148, whose product is annotated as G protein-coupled receptor 148. NCBI's taxonomy places the organism in Eukaryota, Metazoa, Chordata, Mammalia, Carnivora, Phocidae. The record is from RefSeq and is a predicted model, not a curated record. Gene Ontology annotation, biological process: detection of chemical stimulus involved in sensory perception of smell. Gene Ontology annotation, cellular component: membrane. Gene Ontology annotation, molecular function: olfactory receptor activity; odorant binding.
AUGUGGGAUCAGUUGACACCCUAUCGCCUGGACACAACAGCCUGGCCAGCCUCGGACCAGCUCAUCUGUGAGCCCCCCUGCAUGCCUCAGUUAGCCAGCAACAUCCUGAGGCUCGGAGACCUGAGCGUGCCUGUCACCAUGCUGCACUGGCUGUUCCUCCCUUCAAGCCUGCUGGCCGUAGCCACACUGGCUUGGACCCCCAUGCUGCUGGUAACCAUCCUGCAGAGCCAGAGACUUCGGCAAGAGCCCCACUACCUGCUGCUGGCUAACAUCCUGCUCUCGGAUCUGGCCUACUUCUUCCACAUGCUCAUCUCCUCCAGCAACAUGGGCAGCUGGGCCCUGACUGCAUUCAUUGUUUGUGGUGCUCUCACAGAUGCUAUCUUCAUUGCCUAUACCAGCACCAUCUUGUCCUUCAUGGCCACCGUGCUGCACACCUACCUGGCAGUUGCUUAUCCUCUGCACUACUUCUUCAUGUCCUAUGAAGCUGCCCAGAAAGUGGUGGCCCUCAUCUGGCUGGUGGCCUGCUUCUUCCCCACAUGUCUCAUUUGGCUUAGCAAGCGGCAGGAUGCCAGGUUCGAGCAAGGGGCCUCAUGCAUCCUGCAGCUGAGUCUGGGCACUGAGCCAGGCCAUGGCCCGCUGGUCACUGUCACCAUAAAAGAGAUUUUAUGCAUUCUCUCUCUAUGCAUAGCUUUCAUCACCUACUGCUUAUGGAGGAUCUAUGCAAAGACUAGGACUUUAGGAAUCUGGGUGCAGGGCUAUUCCUGGGCCAGGGGUACCCUGCUUAUCCACACAGUGUUAAUCAUGCUGUAUGUUAGCCCAGUUGUGGUGUUUUCCCUGGACAUCAUGCUAACCAAGUACCACCACAUUGAUGCCAGAACUCAUGUGUGGCUCAUGGCAGCCAACAGUGAGGUGCUCAUGAUGCUUCUUCAUGCCAUGCUCCCAUACCUGUACACACUCCGUUACCAGCAGCUGCUGGGGAUGGUCUGGGGCCACUUCUCAUCCAGGAGGCACAGUGACAUCUUCACUAUUUCUUAG